AGCAUUUAUCUUUGGAGGGGUUAGGGAGGGGGGAACUGGCCUUUUAUUUCCCCCCUGGGGCCCACACUGCAGUGGUGUUCCCUCCACCAGUGAGGGUGAUCCCCCCGGCACUGUGUGGUGCUGGUGAUCAAACUGGGCAAGCACCUAAACCCCAUACUCUCUGUCCCCCGCACCCCCGUGUGUAUAUAUUGAAAAAGAAAGAGGAAGAGGAAGGUCCUGAUAGUCACUUUCCUUUGAAGCAUGUAGGGCUCACAGAUGCCAACCCUACUCCAAUCCGGAGGCACAAUUGUUCUCCCAGGAACUGAGAAACUCAGGGCACUGGCCCUGCUGCCUCCAAACUUGGGGAACGGCAUGCCAUAAAGCCAGGGUGAGCUUGGGGCGCCCUGAGGCACUGAGUCCACCUUUCUAAGACCACACAGCCGAGGGUUGAAAGGGUGGACUAUCUUCUUGGUCUGUGGGAACCACGGCUACCAGAACGCAAGCGACCCACUCUCCAUUGGGCCACAGUCCCGUUGCCCCACUUCCACGGCCUUCUCGCCUCUCCCUAAAUUCAGAGACGGCUGCCCCGAUAGCGCGGGGUUAAGGAAUCUGGGAACCUCUCAGCAGGGCCGGGACAGCGCCGCUGAAGCUACAACACAAAGACGCGCGUUGGCGGUACUCGCCGCUUCCUGGCAGUGGCAGGAUAGCUACAAGCUCUGAGACGCGCUCCGCCCCGGUCCCUCCACGGCCCCCGCGGACCUUAGUCCCGCCUGAGAGAUUGUCCAAUCCGGAGCUGGCAUUCAGGCCCCGCCUCCGUGCCAGUGACAUCACAUCCGGUCCACCGCCGGAAGUCGCGCUUUGUAACCGAAUUUGAAGUGAGCCGAGCGGCAAAAGCCGGGUUUCUGGGGCUCUUAGAGCCCCGUCACUAUGCCUAUCCGUGCGCUCUGCACCAUAUGCUCCGAUUUCUUCGACCAUUCCCGCGAUGUGGCCGCCAUUCACUGCGGCCACACCUUCCACCUGCAGUGCCUCUUCCAGUGGUUCGAGACAGCGCCAAGUCGGACUUGCCCUCAGUGCCGAAUCCAGGUUGGCAAAAAAUCUAUUAUCAACAAACUCUUCUUUGACCUUGCGCAGGAGGAGGAGACUGUCUUAGAUGCAGAGUUCUUAAAGAAUGAAUUGGAUAAUACCAGAGCCCAGCUUUCCCAGAAAGAGAAAGAGAAACGAGACUGCCAGGCCAUCAUCGACUCUCUGAGGGACAUGCUGGAAGAGCGCAAUGCCACCGUGGAUUCUCUGCAGCAGGCCUUAAACCAGGCUGAAAUGUUGUGCUCCACCCUCAAGAAGCAGAUGAAAUUCUUAGAGCAGCAGCAGGAUGAGACCAAACAAGCACGGGAGGAGGCCCGCCGACUCAGGAGCAAAAUGAAGACCAUGGAGCGGAUUGAGCUUCUACUCCAGAGCCAGCGGCCUGAGGUGGAGGAAAUGAUCCGAGACAUGGGAGUAGGACAGUCAGCGGUGGAGCAGCUGGCUGUGUACUGCGUGUCCCUUAAGAAAGAGUAUGAGAAUCUUAAAGAAUCACGGAAGACCUCGGGAGAGCUAACCGACAAGCUGAAGAAAGAUUUAUUUUCUUCUAAAAGCAAGUUGCAGGCAGCCUACUGUGAUCUGGACCAGGCCAAGUUGGAGCUUAAGUCAGCCCAGAAGGACUUACAGAGUGCUGACAAGGAAAUCACGAGCCUAAAAAAAAAGUUAACGAUGCUGCAGGAAACACUGAACCUCCCGCCAGCGGAUAGAGAGACUGUGGACCGCCUGGUUUUGGAAAGCAAUUCAGUUGAGGACAUUUCCAAGAAGAUGCCCAGUGAUGCCGUGCAGGAGUCCCCACUCUGCCUGAGCAGCCAGCAUCGCCUGCAAGAGCCAGCUGAGGAGCUGGCUAGUGCCUUCCCUGUCUUCAUCCGGAAUUCAGUCCUGGGCCGGAAACAACCCCUGAAGAAGAGAAUUGAGUCAAGUUGCAGCACAGAUGGGAUAAGGACAGGCUUCGAUGGAUUUGGAGGCCGGACAAAAUUCAUCCAGCCUAGUGACAGUCCUGUCAUCCGUUCACGUCCACUGCUCGUGAAGCCUAAGGCCAAGGCUAAGCCAAGAGUGAGGGCAAAGACAAUGCUCCCUUCCUCCCAGGCCAAGCUGGACACGUACCUGUGGUAAUAAGAACACUUGAGUCUCAUCAGUGGUCAGAUAAACCUCCAAUGUAAAGACUGAAGACUGGUCUUGGGGACAUGACCCCUCUUCCGGUACGGUACCAGCCCCAAGGGUGGACAAGAAGAUGAGAACGAGGCCCAGACAACCUUGCCUAAGGGAAAACGGGCCUACUGUGGGAGCCAGUGUGACCAGCGUACUACUCCUGCCAGCUAGGCAUGCUAAUAGAGGUCCCCCUUACAGUCAUGAUCAGACGUGGCUGGACUGUUUCUCAUUCUCCAGACCAGGGUCUUGACUGUAUUAAAGUGUUUGAGGCUUCCUGGGCAGCUGCAGCCUGUCUAGGCUUCCAUCUGCCCCUGAUUUGCUGCUAGGCAUGGCCUGUACCAAACAGU
Messenger RNA from Sorex araneus (European shrew), 2549 nucleotides. It is a transcript of the gene TRAIP, whose product is annotated as TRAF interacting protein. The record is from RefSeq and is a predicted model, not a curated record. Bases 907 to 2166 code for a protein of 419 amino acids. NCBI's taxonomy places the organism in Eukaryota, Metazoa, Chordata, Mammalia, Eulipotyphla, Soricidae. The transcript has 14 exons.